Emys orbicularis (European pond turtle) is the source of this 2661-nucleotide messenger RNA. It is a transcript of the gene OSBPL7, whose product is annotated as oxysterol binding protein like 7. Gene Ontology annotation, molecular function: cholesterol binding. The transcript is spliced from 22 exons. The record is from RefSeq and is a predicted model, not a curated record. The coding region runs from base 1 to 2661 and encodes 886 amino acids. NCBI's taxonomy places the organism in Eukaryota, Metazoa, Chordata, Testudines, Emydidae. Gene Ontology annotation, cellular component: membrane; intracellular membrane-bounded organelle; cytosol.
AUGGGCAGUCACGAGAAGGAGCCGGCCUCCCCCCGGAGGGUGCCGUCCAGGUCCAACAGCACCGUGUCUUCCAAGCACAGCAGCGCUCACCAGGGCUCUGAGUGCUGGGAGGUGGUGGACGAGCCCCGGAGCAGGACCGGGCCCGGCCAGGAGCUGGAGCGGCACGAGGGCUACCUGCUGAAGAAGAGGAAGUGGCCCCUGAAGGGCUGGCAUAAGAGAUACUUCAUGCUGGAGGAGGGGAUCCUGAAAUACGCCACCACGCGCCAGGAUGUCCUCAAGGGCAAACUGCACGGCUCCGUCGACGUCCGUCUGGCCGUCAUGUCCAUCAACAGGAAAGCGCAGCGCGUGGACCUGGACACGGAGGAGAACAUCUACCACCUCAAGAUCAAAUCCCAAGAGCUCUUUACCAGCUGGGUGGCCAAGCUGUGCUCCCACCGCCUGGCGGAGAAGCCCAAGUGCCCUGCGCCCACGGGGGGCCCGGACGGGCGAGUCCCGCCCCCCGCCCAGGGCUACGGCUCCCGGAACCGCGUCCUGCCGUCGGACGGCGCCCCGGCCCUGUCUGCGCUGACCAGCCCCCGGGACAAGGUGAACGCCUGGCUGAAGGACAGCGAGGGGCUGGAUAGGUGCUCGGCAGAGCUCUCCGAGUGCCAGGGGAAGCUGCAGGAGCUGAACAAGAUGCUCCAGAGCCUGGAGACCUUGCACCGUAUCCCGUCCGUGCCCCUCAUCUCCAACAGCCAGACCUCGGCAGCUGCAGAGAGACCCAAAAAGGGGAAGCGAACCACCAGGAUGUGGUGCACCCAGAGCUUUGCCAAAGAUGACACCAUCGGCAGGGUGGGCCGUCUGCAUGGCUCCGUCCCCAACCUCUCGCGCUACUUGGAGUCGAGCCAGAGCCAGCCGGCCUUCAGUCUCCCCCCGGAGUACAGCCAGCUGCAAAGGAGCUUCUGGAUCCUGGCCCAGAAAGUGCACGGGUCCCUCAGCAGCGUGGUGGCCGCGAUGACCGCGGAGAGGAAUCGCCUCCAGGAGAUGCGGCGGGCGCUGGAUUUGCAACGCCGGGCGGGCGGCGCCAGGAACGCAGCCGCGGCCGGGGCUCCCUCGCACAACCCGGACCACGCGGAGUAUCUGCGGCGUUUCCACUCCCUCUCCAUCUCCUCCGACGCCACGCUCGCCUCGUUCACCUCGCUGCACCCGGACGAGCCUGACGCCCACCUGGCCAAGGGGCGGGAGCAGCAGCUGUCCAACCGCAGCAUCGUCUCGCUCUCGGACUCGCACACCGAGUUCUUCGACGCCUGCGAGGUCUUCCUGUCUGCCAGCUCCUCCGAGAACGAGGCCUCCGACGAUGAGUCCUGCAUGAGCGAGGCCACCAACAGCCUCUCCGACGAGGCCGGGGGGGACGGGCGCUUCCAGAGAGCAGGCCGAGGCGCGGCGGACGGGGGGCCUGCGCCGUGCGCAUCCGAGCCGGGAGGGGGGGCGCUGCUGGCUCCCCUGCCCCUGCCCGUGCUGCUGCCCGCGAGGCUCCCGCGCCGGAGCUGCCUGCCGGCCCCCAGCGUCCCCGCCGGCGACGUCAGCCUGUGGAACAUCCUGCGCAACAACGUGGGCAAGGACCUGUCCAAGGUGUCCAUGCCGGUGCAGCUCAAUGAGCCGCUCAACACCCUGCAGCGGCUCUGCGAGGAGCUGGAGUACAGCGCCCUGCUGGACGCCGCCAGCCGCUGCGCCGACCCCUGCGAGCGCCUGGUCUGCGUCGCUGCCUUUGCUGUCUCUGCCUACGCUUCCACCUAUUACCGUGCGGGCAGCAAACCCUUUAACCCCGUCCUGGGCGAGACGUAUGAGUGCGUUCGGCCGGACAAAGGCUUCCGCUUCAUCAGCGAGCAGGUUUGCCACCACCCACCCGUCUCCGCCUGCCACGCAGAGUCAGACAACUUCAUCUUCUGGCAAGACAUGAAGUGGAAAAAUAAAUUCUGGGGCAAGUCCCUGGAGAUCGUCCCUGUGGGGACCGUGAACGUCAAGCUGCCCAGGUUCGGGGACCACUUCGAGUGGAACAAGGUGACGUCCUGUAUCCACAACAUCCUGAGCGGGCAGCGCUGGAUCGAGCAUUACGGCGAAGUCCUGAUUCGCAACGUCCGGGACAGCAGCUACCACUGCAAGAUCACCUUCUGCAAGGCCCGGUACUGGAGCUCCAGCGUGAACGAGGUGCAGGGGGCCGUGCUGAGCCGCGGGGGGCAGGUGAUCCACCGGCUCUUCGGCAAGUGGCACGAGGGGCUGUACCGCGGCGCCUCCCCUGCCGGGCAGUGCCUCUGGAAACCCAACCCCAUGCCCCGAGAGCUCGAGAAGAACUACGGCUUCACGCAGUUCGCCCUGGAGCUGAACGAGCUGACGCCGGAGCUCAAGCGUUUCCUGCCCUCCACGGACACGCGGCUGCGCCCCGACCAGCGGUAUCUGGAGGAAGGCAACGUGCAGGCGGCAGAGUCCCAGAAGCGCCGGAUCGAGCAGCUGCAGAGAGACCGGCGCAGGGUCAUGGAGGAUAACAACAUCUUCCACCAGGCGCGUUUCUUCAGGCAGCAGAUGGACCCCGGCGGCAAGGAGUCCUGGCUCAGCAACGACACCUACUGGAAGCUGCGGGCGGAGCCCGGCUACGCCAACCUCGACAGCCCCGUGCUGUGGUAG